GUCGGCAAAGGAUCUUUGUAAUUUCCUUUCAAAAUCCCUGGCCAAGGUCUUCGCCUGAUAUCACGCCCCUGGCGUUCUGUCUAUGGGGCAGUGCAUUAAACAAAGAGAUGAGACACCAACGACCUGAAACAAAUAAUCACUGAUGCCAUUGGCACCAUUGAUGAAGCAAAGUAAAAAAAAAAAAUAAAACAUGGCAACAUGUCUUGAUGAUUUGGGUGCAACUAAUGGUGCCCACAGAAAAGUGAACGACUCGUCAGCACAUCCGCCUCACAGUCCAGAGGUUGUGGGUUCAAACUCGAUUGCAUGUUCACUGUGCCCCUGAGUGAGUUUUCUCGGGGUAAUCCGGUUUCCUCCCACGUUUCAAAGGCUUUCAAAGUAGGUUGAUUGAAAACUCUUAAAAGUCCACAUAGUUAUGAAUGUGAUUGUAAAUGGUUAUUUGUCUAUUUGUGCCCUGUGAUUGGCUCACAUUCUCGGUGACACCCACAAACUUAUUGAGGAUAAGUGGUCUAGAGACUGGAUGGAUGGAUAAUGGUGAGUUUUUUUUUUUUUUUAAUACUGAUUAGUCUAUUCAUUUGCCUGUUUAAUUAUUUUGUUACAUUGUAAAGAGACUUUAUGAACACCUUUAUACAGUGGACAGUUAAAACAGCGCAGUCAUGGGGGAAAUUAUGCCUUUAGCCUUUUAUGCUGCCUGUCAAGGCUGGUGUUUCCCCAUUUUAUUAGCAUGUCGCAGUUCUGUAGCCACCUUUUUCCUGGAGGUGAUGAUAAUGAAACGAUUACGACAACAAGUUCUUGUGAGAACAUGGAAGCAACAGUGAGGCUUUAGUCACUAGCGGGCUUUUUGUUUGUUUAUUGCUUUCUUUUGUAAACACUUAUUAACAGCCGCAACUUUUAAAAGUAUUAUUUUACAGCUUGGGAACGUGUUGAGCGGUGAACCUUCCACAAGCUUCUGAGACUACUCUGGUGGUAUCCUGGCCAAUUCUUCCUGACAGAAUUUUGGAUGUAAUUCUCGGUUCUGUCAAGAGUACAAUAUGACGGGCAACCACCGAGCUCCUCCCAUCGUUCCUAGAGGAGCUGCCCACAGGCUCAACGCGACAGAAAACCAAACACAUGCUGCGGGCCAAAGUCCUGACAAGUUUAUGAGUGAGCCUCAACGAAUUCACACAUCAACGUGGGUCGUGGCGGCCUUCUGCACUGUGAGCUUGUGCGUACUCUUUGCGUUCGGCAUUUGCGCGUGGAAGAAAUGUCAGAAAAAGGACAAGGACAAGAAAAAGGGACAAGAGAAGAGCAAGGGAGGAGGAGAUGCUGAAAUUGAUGAACUUUCCAAAGAGCCGCUGAAAGUCGAAAGCAAGAAGGUAACAGAGUUGUUAGACAUCCAACCAAAGGAAGACGAGAAGUUGGGAAGACUGCAUUUCACACUAGACUAUAACUUCACUGAAAAUAUGCUCGUAGUGGGCAUCUUGCAGGCCGCCGGGCUUCCCGCCAUGGAUGUGGGUGGGAGCUCGGACCCUUAUGUUAAGGUCUAUCUGCUCCCAGACAAAAAGAAAAAGUUUGAAACAAAAAUUCACAGGAAGACUCUGGAACCCAACUUCAACGAGACGUUCACAUUUAAGGUACCGUACACCGAGCUGGGCGGGAAGACGCUGGUGAUGACAGUGUACGACUUUGACCGCUUCUCCAAGCACGACGCCAUCGGGGUGGUAAAGAUACCGAUGAGCAGUGUGGACUUCAGCCAGUCGCUGCAGGAGUGGCGGGAUCUGCAGAAGGCAGAAAAAGAGGAGAGCGAACGCCUCGGAGACAUUUGUUUGUCCUUGAGGUACGUUCCAACAGCAGGGAAGCUGACUGUGGUAAUUCUGGAGGCCAAAAACCUAAAGAAAAUGGAUGUGGGUGGAUUAUCAGACCCUUAUGUGAAGAUCCACUUAAUGCUGAAUGGGAAAAGGCUGAAGAAAAAGAAAACAACUAUCAAGAAGAACACUUUGAACCCCUACUACAAUGAGUCAUUCAGCUUUGAAGUGUCGUGUGAACAGAUAGAGAAAGUGCAGCUAGCAGUGACCGUGUUGGACUAUGACAAGAUUGGAAAAAACGACGCCAUCGGGAAACUGCUGCUCGGUGGGAGCGUUGCUGGAACCGAGCAUCACCAUUGGUCGGACAUGCUCGCCAACCCGAGGCGUCCAAUUGCCCAAUGGCACAGCCUUCGAACAGAAGACGACGUCAAUGCACUAAUUUCCAAGAAAUGAAUACCUGAGAGGUGACAAUGGCUGAACAGUCUCCUGACCUCAUCUCCUUACAUGAGCUUUCUCCACUCUAUUUAUCAAACAUAGGCUUUCAUAGGAUAAAUGUGAUCAAGAUCAGUGGGUGGCAUUGCUACAGGUACUACAAAGAUUGAGAACAAUUCUUUCAAAGUUGCUGGUCAAACUUUGAUUUAUUGAAAUUUUGAACAAGAAAUUGAAAAUUAGCUCUGGAGUCAAACUGUCACCAUCUUCAAACAUGUAUUGAAUGUACAGGAAACAGUUUAACUAAUUUAGCAUUCUUAUAUGACAUACAUAAGUGUGAAAAGAAAUUGUUAUGCAACAAAACUGUACAAAACUACUCAACCUUUUACUGCAAUUAAGCAUACAGGGUGUUUUACUAAGUGUUCCUUGGAGGUGAGUC
Messenger RNA from Syngnathoides biaculeatus (alligator pipefish), 2649 nucleotides. It is a transcript of the gene syt1b, whose product is annotated as synaptotagmin Ib. The record is from RefSeq and is a predicted model, not a curated record. Bases 1029 to 2234 code for a protein of 401 amino acids. Gene Ontology annotation, molecular function: calcium-dependent phospholipid binding; phosphatidylserine binding; calcium ion binding. Gene Ontology annotation, cellular component: axon; synaptic vesicle membrane; dense core granule. Gene Ontology annotation, biological process: regulation of dopamine secretion; synaptic vesicle endocytosis; cellular response to calcium ion. Lineage: Eukaryota; Metazoa; Chordata; Actinopteri; Syngnathiformes; Syngnathidae. The transcript is spliced from 9 exons.